Benincasa hispida (wax gourd) is the source of this 1055-nucleotide messenger RNA. Its product is annotated as RNA-binding protein involved in heterochromatin assembly dri1-like. Gene Ontology annotation, cellular component: cytoplasm. Lineage: Eukaryota; Viridiplantae; Streptophyta; Magnoliopsida; Cucurbitales; Cucurbitaceae. The record is from RefSeq and is a predicted model, not a curated record. Gene Ontology annotation, molecular function: mRNA binding.
AAACGGCCACUGAGUCACCGAGUAAUUGGUAAGCCACAGCCAAAGCCAAAACCUCGUUUUAUUCUUCUCGAUCUUCGAGAAAAAGAAAAAAAAAUAAUUAAAAAAAGAAAAGAAAAAUCCCAGUUCACCGGUAUAAAAACCACCACCACCGGCUGUUUCACCAGAGAAACGUGAUAAAGCCAUUAAAACUGAACCGCCAUCACUUCAACUUCACGCACAAGGACUAAAUUUUGCAGGAAAAAAAAAAGAACAGGAUGAGUAGGCCGGGAGAUUGGAAUUGCAGGUCUUGCAACCAUCUCAACUUUCAACGAAGGGAUUCUUGUCAGCGAUGUGGAGAACCUAGGGCCGACUUCGUCGGCGGAAGCUACGGCAGCGGAAGAGUUCUUGGCUCUUCGUCUUUUGGUUUUACUACCGGCCCCGACGUCCGCCCUGGUGAUUGGUACUGCACCGUCGCCAACUGCGGCGCUCAUAACUUUGCUAGCCGCUCUAUCUGCUUCAAGUGCGGCGCCUCCAAAGAUGAGACUUCCGCCGCCGCCUACGACGGCGAUUUGACCAGAAUGAGAGGCUUUAACUUCGGCGGUGCCUCCAACCGCCCUGGAUGGAAAUCUGGUGAUUGGAUCUGUAACAGGUCGGAUUGCAAUGAGCAUAACUUUGCCAGCCGAAGAGAAUGCUUUAGAUGCAAUGCGCCAAGGGAUUCCAACAGCAAGUCACCAUACUCGUAGAGGUGGUGCCAAUGGAAGGAAUAAAUUCUAGCUAGAAAGAAGAGGAGAGUUUCCCAUGAUAUCUGGAACGUCGUCGUUUUGUUUUCCCCCUUUUUUUUGUAUUUUGUUUUUUUUUUGUUUUUUUUUUGAGGUACGCCCUCUCUAUUUUUCAGUUUCAAAAGUGAUUUAAGUGUCUCCUUUUUGACGGGGGAGCUUUUAAUUUGGAAGAAGUAUGGGUUUUGUUUCUGCAUGCAUGCAGAAAAAUACUUUGGCAGUAGCAUUUUAAUGAAUGAGGCCCCCUCUCUAUGUAUUCAAUUUUCUAAUUUAUAUUAGUACCCAUCUUUUAUAUUUUAA